Molecule: messenger RNA, 4370 nt
Organism: Zootermopsis nevadensis
Lineage: Eukaryota; Metazoa; Arthropoda; Insecta; Blattodea; Termopsidae
Product: carboxypeptidase E
Biological process (GO): protein processing; peptide metabolic process
Molecular function (GO): zinc ion binding; metallocarboxypeptidase activity
Source: RefSeq, a predicted model, not a curated record
ACAAGACCUAGGAUCAUGACUCCCUACUUCUACACCUGCCCGAGAAAAUCCAUAACCCGUGCCCUAGUGACGCCACAACCGCCACAGUACGCAGUCUCCAACUCAGGCAACCUUGUGUGUCUGUACAUAUCCCACGUUAGAGAAAAUGAGUGUCUGUCUACACAGCGAGGUGCGAUAAAAGGAAAGAGAUUCAUAUCAUUGUUUGUCGACAGAGGAACUGGAACCCUGGACUCUCAAGAGUGUCGCAAGAUGCCGUUUGGAUGGCAAUACCUCGGACGAUGGUCGUUCAUAACUGCUCUCGUCGUGGUUUGUGGGGCGUUGGUGGUAUUUCCCGCUGAAACAAGGGCCAAAACAGUUCCGGCUCGCAUAAUAGAGUUCAGGCACCACAGUAACGAAGAAAUUCCGCGGAUCCUUGCUUCGAUUCACGAAAGGUGUCCCAACAUCACCAGGAUCUAUACGCUGAGCGAGAGCUCCGUGCGGGGAAUCCCUCUGUAUGCCAUCGAGUUCUCCACCACGCCGGGCUAUCACCAACUCUACCACCCCGAGUUCAAAUACAUCGCCAACAUGCAUGGAAACGAGGUGCUUGGCCGAGAAUUGCUGCUUCACCUGGCCAACUACCUGUGUGAACAAUUCCUUGCUCGCGACCCGGAAAUUCAGCAGCUGAUCGAACUGACCCGCGUACACCUUUUGCCAUCCAUGAACCCAGACGGAUGGAAAGUGUCCACUGAAACGGGUGGCAAAGACUACCUGAUUGGGCGCAACAAUAAUAACAGCGUGGACCUGAACAGGAACUUCCCGGACCUGAACCGCAUCAUGUUCAGUAACGAGGAGGCACACGUCAGCCACAACAACCACUUGCUGGAGCAAGUGGACCGCCUCAAGGAGCCGAUUCAGCCUGAGACAAAAGCGGUGAUACGGCUGAUCAUGCAGGUACCUUUCGUUCUGUCUGCUAACCUCCACGGCGGUGACCUGGUAGCCAACUACCCAUACGACGCAAGCCGUUCUGGAGCUAGAACGGAGUACACCAAAAGUCCUGACGACCAGACCUUCAGGCAUCUGGCACUGGCUUACUCCACGCACCACAAGAACAUGGCGAACCCGCGACGACACGGUUGUGGACACGACGGCUACAAUUUUGGAAAGCAAGGCGGCAUCACGAAUGGAGCUGCCUGGUACAGCGUGCAGGGAGGGAUGCAAGAUUUCAAUUAUCUGUCAUCAAAUGACUUCGAGAUUACACUGGAGCUCGGAUGUGACAAGUAUCCAGAAGCCUCGGCUCUCCAAGAUGAAUGGGACAACAACAAGGAUGCCCUCAUCCACUUCAUGUGGCAGGCCCACAUCGGGGUGAAGGGCCACGUCAGAGACGCAGUAACUGGACAGCCACUCCCCCACACGGUGAUACACGUCAAGAACAUCACUGCGGGACACGACGACGACAUACAGCAUGACGUCACGUCCGUGCAUGGUGGGGACUUCUGGCGGCUGCUGACACCCGGUCAAUACAUAAUCUCGGCCUAUCGAGACGGCUAUCACGCAAUGAGUCACCGCGUGAACGUGUAUGAUCGCCCGCACCACGAGGCGCAGAGAGUCGACUUCCACCUCCGGCCCUUGCAGCCGACAAUGCAGUCACCAAAUGGCAAUAGUAUAACUGACACUGAAUAUGACGAAACAGACGAUGAGAUGAUGAGAAACCAUAUUGUGAAUAAUCUGAGGAAGAAAUGGCUGUUCCGUGCAUAUAACAGAGCCAUCUCAACCAACUAAUCUGAGUACCAGACUGGAGACAUCUCCUUGCCCCACCCACACUGCAAGAUGCCGAAGUUUAUUAAACAGAUUCAAGGUAGUUUCUUAAAAUCAAAUUUCACACUUCGAAAUGUCAAACUGUUGUUUUCAUUUGUCCACACACAAACUAUGGAAUGUGAUGUUUUAUCUCACUUGGUGACCCGUGUACAUUUGCAUAUGGUUAUAUUAUUCAAAAUCAUUAAGAUUUAUUUAGACACACGUACGUGUACGGCAAGUACUGGUGAGAUAUAACUCUAAAAGGUUCUGACAAUGAUUUCUUUCAUUCAAUAUUAUUGUUUUUCGACUAAAAUAAAGCCACAGUGUUUCAAGGGCUCUUUUCCCGUCUCCAGGCUAUGAAAGAAAAAUGUCUCUCGCCACCUGAAGAUGUGGACUGAACUGGCCCUUGAAAAACUGAGGCUUUAUUUUAAUAUGCAGAAUGAUGGCUAUAGUCCAGAAGAAACCAAUACUGAAAAUACUGGUAAAACUAUGGAAAGCUAAUUGACGUCAUUAAUGAUUCUAUGUAGCCAAUCUCUUAAAAAUGGUGAAAUGUUGUCACUGUGAUUGGUGAGAACAACAGUAGUCACUCAGUGUAAGAUCUUGACAUUUUGUAUCACGACAGAUUUAUGACAAAAAUGCAUGUUUUAAUGGGGUAAAACCCUAUAUGAAAAUAAAAAAUAACAUGGUGACAAAUUACAAUAUAAGAUAUAUUAGUGAAUUCCAAAGCCUCGAUAACGCACUGAGUGUCCAGCAGGCAAAGUAAUGAAAAAUCAAGUUUAAAGAAUAUAAGUAAUACACAUUUUUGUAUAAAGAUGAUGAAUGUACCGUAAAAUCAAAAUUAUAAAUUCUGGGGUUGUUGGAAUCACUGCUACCUACCAGGCUGCCCAUUUUAUAGAAUACCAAAACCAUUACUGAAAAUAAUAUGAUCUAUAACAUUUAGAACAUUAAUGUUAAUCCCAACCAAAACAAAGUUAAAGCAGUUACGUAGGGUCAGAACUCACUCAUGCAAUUUGCUGUAUUUAGAUACUUAAAUAACCCAUCAAUGUAUUGUAGAGUUGAAAUCUGUUCUAACUGGAAUCCUGUGAAAUAGUUCAGAAGUCAUAUUCCACACUAACUGUUUUUUAUCUACAUUGCAUCCUGUACAUAUUUAACCACCAUGUCCAACUUUAUAUUAAAAUUCACUUGAGUUUCAUUUAUACUACAAAUUCAGAGUAUGUUCCUGGUAAAAAGUGAUGAAUUGUAGCUUAGUAAGUGCACAUUACCACUCUAGGAAGUUUAUCUCCAUUCAAGUCAUUAUCAGCUAAGUGAUGAAGUGACGUAAAUUUCAUGAUGAAUGGAAAUGGGGAAUGGGGGUUGGUGGAGGCGGCAAAAAAUGGGACAAAAUUAUUUCAUUUCAGCUUCAUUGCAAUGUCAAAAUAGUAGUUAUUUUCUUAACAGAAAACAUAUUGGCCUAUGUCAGCCUUCCACUUGGUUUCCAACACUAACCAUCACUAAUCCUCAUGGUAACUCCUAAAUAUUUUAGACAGCACAAGAACUAAGAAUUAGAAUUUUUUUUACUUUAAAGUAUGUAGCAUGAGAGUAAAAAAAAAAAAUAAUAGGCAAAACAUGUUUUUUGGUACCAACAACAGAUUACAUGCUCUGUACAAUUUGAGGUUCCUACGACAGUGAGCACAAAGAUGGCUGUCUUCUGGGUUGCAGCGCCAUGUAGUCUGGUAGACAUUUACCAACAUCUCAGAGGUCUUUCCUACUUCCAUCAACAGGGUGAUGAGUCUACCAGACUACACAGUGCUACAAUCCAGAAGACAGCCGACUUGAUUGUAAAAUAUGGAAAAUCAAUUACAGAAUUACAAAUUUUGCAAAAACAAACAUUUUGUACAACAUUACAGAAAAACAGGAAUGUAAGUUUUGAAAGGAUGAGCUGUGAUAGGUACCACCCCACUCCACCCCUUAAAAAUUAAAUAUCAACUCAAUGUUAGUAGAUACUUAGGAAGACAUCUAAAAAAUGGAAAUAUUCGGUUUCAUAAUACCUGUAUCAGGUCAAGUACACCUACUACUUGGAAGGACUACCAUAAUUAUAAUUAUGGUUAUUAUAAAUUAUAAUUCAAAUUCAGUUAUUACUGUACUCAAAUGAAAAUGUGAAUAAUAAAGAUUAAUCUCAAAUGAAUAAAUGGAAUGGUAUGUUGGUCAGUUCUAAUUUUACCUGACUUUGGGAUGGGAAUGUCAGUAACUGACCUAUUAGACUGUUAUGUCAAUCCCGAUACAUUUUCACCCUAAAUUCUGCAUACCAGUUAAUGGGGAAUCUGAAAUUACUAACUUCUCAGACCCUUUCUACCCUUUAUAUGUGUGGAUGAAAAUAGUUUUAAAUUAAUCAAAUGACAUAAUAAAAGUUCCACAAAUUAGGAACAAUGUAUCUUAAAAUGUAAUGUCCAAUUCCUAUGUCAACCUUAUGAUGAUGAUUAUUAAUAACAAUAGUUAAAUAAAUGUAUCAUUGUAGAAAGAAGAGAUAACUGAAUACUUUGUAUCUUACUUUAUGAACUUAAAAUAUGAGCAUUGAUAAAAUUUCAAAAAAAUAUAAUAAAUAAAACUAAGGAAAACAA